Messenger RNA from Cucurbita pepo subsp. pepo (vegetable marrow), 1789 nucleotides. The record is from RefSeq and is a predicted model, not a curated record. NCBI's taxonomy places the organism in Eukaryota, Viridiplantae, Streptophyta, Magnoliopsida, Cucurbitales, Cucurbitaceae.
AAAAGCAGGCAAGUUGCAUUUACUUUGACUCUGUUUGUAGCAUUCUGGAGUUUCCAUCUUAUCUCACAUGGAUGCCCCACGUAUGAUCCUUUUCCCGUCGAGUAAAACCACGCCCAGAAGCAACCUCUCCUUUUCGCAGCAAACCCCUCUCCCCCAAUUAUAAACACCACAAACCCCCACCCUUCUCUCCUCUUCUUCUUCGUCUUCUUCCUCCAAAUUUAAGGGUUUUCAGUGGAGCUUCCACUGUACAACUCCACCUCUGCAACCUCCGAUUCUGUCGGUUGUUUUUCCGGUGGCUUUUUUCUCCCCUACCCCUUUCUCAAAUGGGUUUCUUAUGAUAUUAUGAGGGGGCAAUCGGCGGCAGAACAGCUUUAAUUGUUUUUUUUUUUUUUUUGGUUCUGCACCUGUGGUAUACUUUGUGUGUGUGUCCGUACAUCUUGGCCUUGUUUGGGUGUUUCGUGAUGGAUUCCGGGAGUAGUGCAAGUAUACAAAGCUCGAGUGGCGGCGAAGAAGAGUACGAUUCACGCGCGGACGGGGGGCUCUCUGGUUUCUUAAACAAUCCGUCACGGCAUGUCGGCCCCAUAGCUACUAAGCCCAAUCCACCCCCACCAUCCGUACAUCCUCCAGCGACGCACCACCCUCAUUCUUCCUCUUCCCUCUUCGACCCUUUCUCCAACUUCGCCCAAUAUUUACCCACUCGAUCACCUCAAAAUUCCCUUCCCAAUCUCGACUUCCUCUGUUCCAGAAACCCCAGGUCCGACCACGACCCGAUCCAACUUCCCGCCUCCAUUUCCAUGCUCCCUUCUUCCUUGACGGCCACCAAUAGUCAAUUGCAAUUGCAACUCCCUCAUCAAGUCACCCCAACUAAUGUCCAACCUCCACGGGGUUUAACUCUCACCGCGGAUCGAACCGACGUCGUUCAUAAUCAUAACAACAACAACAACAACACUGGUACUGGUCGUAACCCGAGGAAGCGAACCCGAGCCUCGAGGAGAGCCCCAACCACCGUCCUCACCACAGAUACUUCCAAUUUCAGAGCUAUGGUCCAGGAAUUCACUGGGAUUCCAGCACCUCCCUUCACACCUGCAUCCUGUUUCCCCAGAGCAAGAGUAGAGCUUUUUGGCGGCACCUCCUCCACCUCUUCCCCACCCUACCUACUCCGCCCAUUUCCCCAAAAGCUACCUCCCUUUCCUUUCAAUUCCCCUGAUACUACCACUACUACUACUACUACUACUACUACUACUACUUCUACAAAUACUUCCCUUCUCUCUCCAUCCUCCCAUUUUCUUCUCCCCAAACAGAAUCAUCAUCUGUCCUCUAUUUUCAAUCUCCAGCCCCCUCCCCCUCUCCACCCACCUAAUAUAAAUCUCCUCGCCUCCGACCUUCAAGUUUCCCUUGAUACUGCCCAAACCACAUCCGAGCCCCGUCCUAAUCACCAUCUUCAUCAAACGCAUCUCCCAGAAGAAUUCCUUUCUGGGAAUAUUCUUCCGCCAAGUUGGGACAUUGGCGGCGGCGGCGGCGGAGGAGGAGGAGGAGGAGCCAAAUACUGUGGCGGUACUAGAGUUAACAACAACUAUUCAGCCUCUUCUUCUUCUUUGGAUUUUCAUGGUGAUAAAGGGGGGUCCUCCGAGAAUGUGACGACUAGGAGUGAAGAUGCUUAUGAGGCAUGAGAAUCACAGACCCACAUCGAAGUAGAGGUAUAAUUAUCCAAAUCACUCGCCUUCCUCUCCCCAAUUUUAUUAUGUACAUCACAAUACAAUACACUUCCAUUUUGGGAUUUCCUCUUCAA